Molecule: messenger RNA, 741 nt
Organism: Orycteropus afer afer
Lineage: Eukaryota; Metazoa; Chordata; Mammalia; Tubulidentata; Orycteropodidae
Gene: CLTRN
Product: collectrin, amino acid transport regulator
Source: RefSeq, a predicted model, not a curated record
AUGGCUAAGGCAGCUUUGGGUGGAGGCUGGAAUUUUUGUCUCCGUUUGUCCUGUGUUUUCCACUCUGAAAGAAUGUUGUGGCCUCUGUUUUUCCUGGUGACCGCUAUUCAUGCUGAACUCUGUCAACCAGAUGCAGAGAAUGCUUUUAAAGUGAGACUUAGUAUCAAAACUGCUCUGGGAGAUAAAUCAUAUGCCUGGGACACAAAUGAAGAAUAUCUCUUCAAAGCGAUGGUGGCUUUCUCCAUGAGAAAAGUUCCCAACAGAGGAGCCACAGAAAUUUCCCACGUUCUACUUUGCAAUGUAACCCAACGGGUGUCAUUCUGGUUUGUGGUUACAGAUCCUUCUAAGAACCACACCCUUCCUGCUGUAGAAGUACAGUCCGCCAUAAGAAUGAAUAGGGACCGGAUCAACAAUGCCUUCUUUUUGAAUGACCAGACUCUGGAAUUUUUAAAAAUCCCUUCCACUCUUGCACCACCCGCUGACCCAGCUGUGCCUGUCUGGAUUAUCAUAUUUGGUGUGAUAUUUUGCAUCGUCAUCGUUGCAAUCACUCUACUGAUUUUAUCAGGGAUCAGGCAGCGUAGAAGGAAGAAUAAAGGACCAUCUGAAGUAGAAGAUGCCGAAGAUAAAUGUGAAACUGUGAUCGCAAUCGAAAAUGGCAUCCCCUGUGAUGCCCUGGACACGAAGGAUGGGUGCAUGAACGAAGCCUUCAUGACUGAGGGUGAGCGGCUCACCCCUCUCUGA